CUGCUCCGGGAGCGCCCCGGGACCGGCUCGGGCCCCCCGGAACCGCCCCGGAACAGCCGCGGCUCCACCUCCGCACUCUCCUGCGGCUCCCUCCCCGCCCCGGGGCCGGCGCGGGGCUCGGCGGGGCCGGCCGGGGAUGCCGCGGCGCGGCCCGCGCCAUGUGGUACAUCAUGCAGAGCAUUCAGAGCAAGUACUCGCUGUCCGAGCGCCUCAUCCGCACCAUCGCCGCCAUCCGCUCCUUCCCUCGCGACAACGUGGAGGAUCUCAUCGGCCGGGUGAGGGGGAGUUCCUGACCAGGGGGCGUUGCUGUGCUCCCCAGGGUGCCGAUGUGAACUGCCUGCAUGGCACCCUCAAACCCCUGCACUGUGCCUGCAUGGUGGCUGACGCCGACUGCGUGGAGCUGCUGCUGCAAAAAGGAGCCGAGGUGAACGCCCUGGACGGCUACAACCGGACAGCCCUUCACUAUGCAGCAGAAAAAGAUGAAACCUGCGUGGAGAUUUUAUUGGAGUACGGAGCCAACCCCAACGCCCUGGACGGCAACAAGGACACGCCGCUGCACUGGGCGGCCUUCAAGAACAACGCCGAGUGCGUGCGGGCCCUGCUGGCCAACGGCGCCCUGGUCAACGCCCUGGACUACAACAACGACACCCCCCUGAGCUGGGCGGCCAUGAAGGGCAACCUGGAGAGCGUCAGCAUCCUGCUGGACUUCGGCGCCGAGGUGCGCGUGGUCAACCUGAAGGGCCAGAGCCCCAUCUCGCGCCUGGUGGCGCUGCUGGUGCGGGGCUUAGGCACGGAGCGCGAGGAUUCCUGCCUGGAUUUGCUGCACAGAGCCACGGGACACUUUGAGCUGCGCAAGAACGGGAGCCUGCCCUGGGAGGUGGCGCGGGACCCGCAGCUGUGCCAGCGGCUGACGCGGCUGUGCUCGGCGCCGGGCACGCUGCAGGCGCUGUCGCGCUACGCCGUGCGCCGCUCGCUCGGCCUGCGCUUCCUGCCCCAGGCCGUGCAGCAGCUGCCGCUGCCCGCCUGCCUCAAGGAGUACCUGCUGCUGCUCACCUGAGGGAGGCACCGCUGCCCUUCCCUCGGAUCGCCCCUCGCUCCGGGGAGAGCAGCCCCGCUCACUUUGCGGCUUCCCAGGUUCCUCUCUGCGGUUUUUGUUCCCCUCGGCCGCCCAGGACCCUGCUGACCCCUCACGCUGCCUCCCUUUCCUCCCCUCGUCCCUUUCAUUUUGUCCCCUCCAUUUCUCCCCGUUCUCUCACGCUCCCUCCACUUCCUCCUCUCUGUUCCCUCUGCUUCUCUCCCUGUCCCCCCCUUUCACUCCCCUGCAAUGAACAAUAUCCUUCUGAUGGCAAAUUAUAUUCCAGCUGUUGGAUUAA
This is a messenger RNA of Passer domesticus (house sparrow), 1373 nucleotides long. It is a transcript of the gene ASB8, whose product is annotated as ankyrin repeat and SOCS box containing 8. Gene Ontology annotation, cellular component: ciliary inversin compartment. Bases 137 to 1057 code for a protein of 306 amino acids. Gene Ontology annotation, molecular function: protein binding. Gene Ontology annotation, biological process: intracellular signal transduction; protein localization to ciliary inversin compartment. The record is from RefSeq and is a predicted model, not a curated record. The transcript has 3 exons. Lineage: Eukaryota; Metazoa; Chordata; Aves; Passeriformes; Passeridae.